CCCGGCUGCUCUUGCACAAAUGACAACUUGGGAAGAUCCCUACUUUGCAUGGAAACAGCUAUGGGACGAAUCCCAGACAAUGUUCCAAAUGAUUUCAGUAAAAUUCGAAUAGAGAAUUCUCAUCUGACCGAAUUACCCCGCGGCUCCUUCUCUAAAGUUAGUGCCUUGGUGUCUCUAUGGUUGAAUUUCAACGACAUCACCCUAAUGAACAUCAAGAGUCUGGAGGGGCUGACGAAUCUUACAGAACUACGGCUACAGGGUAACAAGCUGCGUUCAGUCCCAUGGACAGCGUUCCAGGAUACGCCGAACCUGAAGAUUUUGGACCUGAAACAUAACCGACUAGACGUGCUUCCGGAAUCUGCCCUGAGACAACUUCCAGGCCUGACCUAUUUAGACUUAUCCUUCAAUCAGCUUACUGUCAUAUCCAGGGAUGUCUUCCUCAACUGGCCUCUCCUCAACACUCAGGAGAGAAAAGGAGGUAAAGAGGCCAGCAGUGGAGAAGCCAACGUUGUUUUAGCGCUGCACGACAACCCUUGGCUGUGUGACUGCCGCCUCAAAGGUUUCGUUGAGUUUAUCAAAAGUGUUAGUCCACCUCUAAUUCUGAUGAACUCGUACCUGAUGUGCACAGGCCCCAGUUCCAGGGCGGGAAAGUUCUUCCACGAAGUCGGUUUGAAAACAUGUAUGAAGCCCGAGGCCUCAGCAUCAGAAACCAACAUGACGGUGUCGCUGGGGGACAAUGUAACCCUCCAGUGCUUAGUCAAAGCCAGGCCUGACCCCGCCAUACACUGGUCGUACAGCCUGAAGAUUAUACGGGGAUUUACUGUCUCAGAGACCCGUGUGGACGAUGAGACCAUCAGAUCUCAGCUGGUCAUCCCAUCCCUGCACCUGGCGGACAGAGGCGUCUACACCUGCUUCGCCAACAACUUCAUAGGCAACUCCUCCGUCAGUGUCCUGGUCAACAUCAAGUCUUUCAACGCCUCCUCCUCCGGCGGUGCCGCCAUGUCUCUACCCCCGUACCCCCUGGCCUCAGCCGACGAGAACGUCUACAUCGACAUCCGCAUCUCCAAGCAGACGGUCUACGGCAUCACUCUGGAGUGGUACGCUGCGACAGACAACCCGGCAGAGACCUGGUUCACCAUCCACUUGGGGAAAUACCACUCUGACAAAAAGGAGUUGACAUAUAUCGGGCCGGGCAUCAACACCUAUUCGGUCAACGACCUCCUACCGGUUACUAAAUACGAGGUGUGUGUAACGCUGAAGAACCAGAUGCCCCGCACCGGCCAGUGCAUCGUGUUUGUAACAGGAAGUGACAUCAGUCAGCUGGAACAACGGGAGAAGCUCAUCCAUAUUAUCGUGAUUGUGUGCGCCAUGGUGCUGGCGGUGCCCGUGGGGAUGUACGCCUGCACCACCGACACUAGAUGUAAGUUCAGCUGCCUGGACCGCUGUACAGAGCAGUGUAAGAGGAGGAGAAGGCAGGAGAAGACCCUGAGGACCAAUGGGGAGAGACAGGGGACCUUCGACAGCCUCCAGGCCGCCAGCGAUGAAGGACUCUGUGGAGACUCUGAAGAGGUGAUGAAGAAGAGGAGUAAGUCCUCCGACGAAAAAAACAACCACAGGGGAAAAGCACAAGAUCUACCAGAGACAACCACUGGAGCAAAGCUGUAUUAG
Molecule: messenger RNA, 1668 nt
Organism: Salvelinus namaycush (lake trout)
Lineage: Eukaryota; Metazoa; Chordata; Actinopteri; Salmoniformes; Salmonidae
Gene: lrit2
Product: leucine-rich repeat, immunoglobulin-like and transmembrane domains 2
Exons: 3
Coding region: 49-1668 (539 amino acids)
Molecular function (GO): protein binding
Source: RefSeq, a predicted model, not a curated record